AUGUACAAUAUACCACAUAUUUCCCGUAGAGUGUGCACCAAACGCUCCAUUUCAAUCUCGAUCGCCCGGAAUUUCGCCGCCAAAAUGAAACCCUCCCCCUACAAAGCACAAUUGAUCUCCCAAUCGUCGUUGGACCACGGCAAAUGGAUCCAGUUGCGCAAAAUCACAUACAAAGAUCCUCUGGGCAAAGAAAGAGAAUGGGAAAUGGCCGUCAGAACAACCCGCACAGAUACAACCGGUUUGGAUGCCGUGAGUAUCUUGGCCCUCAUCAAGAAGCCGGAACUGACGCCGUUGGUGGUCUUGACCAAACAGUUCCGUCCGCCAUGUAAUAAGGUUGUCAUUGAGUUGCCUGCGGGACUCAUUGAUCCCAAGGAAAGCGUUGAAAGUACUGCCGAGAGAGAGCUUUUGGAGGAGACGGGAUAUGUGGGCUCCGUGGUCAGUCUGUCCCACACCGUGAUGCCGUUGUUCAGUGAUCCGGGCUUGACAAACGCCAACAUGGCCCUUGUGACCAUGGAUGUAGAUGGAACCGAUCCUAGAAAUGUAGAUCCGCAGCCGCAGUUGGAGGAUGGCGAGUUCAUCGAGGUGUUCACGCUGCCUUUGAGUGGAUUAUUGGGCAAUUUGGCCGAUGUGUGUGCCCGCGAGGGAGCCGUGGUUGACCUGAGAUUGUACCAUUUGGCCGAGGGGCUUCUGUUGGGAGAGAAGAUGUUUCUGAAGUAG
Australozyma saopauloensis is the source of this 717-nucleotide messenger RNA. RefSeq names its product ADP-ribose diphosphatase (gene YSA1). Gene Ontology annotation, cellular component: nucleus; cytosol. The transcript has a single exon. The record is from RefSeq and is a predicted model, not a curated record. Gene Ontology annotation, biological process: ribose phosphate metabolic process; nucleoside phosphate metabolic process. Gene Ontology annotation, molecular function: ADP-ribose diphosphatase activity. NCBI's taxonomy places the organism in Eukaryota, Fungi, Ascomycota, Pichiomycetes, Serinales, Metschnikowiaceae. Bases 1 to 717 code for a protein of 238 amino acids.